GUGGCAAAUAAACACACGGAAUCACGCACAGAAACACACGCACACAGAGAUGGCAGCGAUGGAGGCUAAGAGAGUGCGUUGUGCUGUGACAAGGAAUGCAGUGGACGAGGAGGCUCUUCCUCUUCCUCUUCCUCUUCCUCUCCCUCUCCCUAGGGAACUGUACGUUGAAGAUUUGCGGAAAGACGUGCCCUUCAGUUUUCUGACGGCGAACGGGUCAUCGCCGUUGACCGUGGAUCUUGUGAUCUCUGGCGAUAGGAGCGGAGAGAAUGGCAUAGGCGCGGGGGGAAGGAGGCGGGAAGGGCAAGGGGAAGCGGAACUGGGGGAACUGGGGGAACUAGGGGAACUGGGGGAACUGGGGGAAGCGGAAGCGGAAGCGACUGGUCUGAAGCAGCGGAACUGCGUGAAGGCAGAGGACAACAGUGGGCGGUGCAUACGGUGCAGGUCGCUGCCAAUCACAGAGCCAGAGGCAAACUCGGAAGAAGAAGAAGACUUCGGAGGCGAGAGAGAGGCGUACCUAGCCGCAGUUCUGGCCAGGUUCCGGCACACCCUCGCGGAGCGCAGUAGAUAUCAUCUGGGUUACCCUUUCAACCUCGAUUUUGAUUCUGGACCUUUGUCUCAGCUGCUGCAUUGUUUCUCCAUAAACAAUCUUGGUGAUCCCUUCAUCGAGAGCAACUACGGUGUGCACUCGCGGCUCUUCGAGGUUGGUGUUCUUGACUGGUUCGCUCGACUGUGGGAUCUGGAGAAGGAGGAGUACUGGGGUUACGUCACCAACUCCGGCACGGAGGGCAAUCUGCAUGGUGUCCUCCUUGGCAGGGAGGUGUUGCCCGAUGGAAUUCUGUAUGCGUCAACAGAUUCUCAUUACUCAGUCUUCAAGGCGGCAAGGAUGUAUCGAAUGGAGUACGUGAAGGUCAGCGCGCUGACCAGUGGAGAAAUGGACUGCGCAGAUCUGGCGUGCAAGCUGUCAGAGAGGAAGGACAAGCCGGCAAUUGUCGUUGUCAACGUGGGGACAACGAUGAAAGGCGCAGUGGAUGACCUGGACUCGGUCAUAGCGACUCUGAAGCGAGGCGGUUUCCCGCGUGAGCGCUUCUACAUCCACUGUGAUGGCGCUCUGUUCGGCCUGAUGAUGCCCUUCGUCAAAAAGGCUGCCGCAGCGAGGUUCAAGGUGACCUUUAAGAAGCCAAUAGACAGUGUCAGCGUCUCCGGGCACAAGUUUGCGGGCUGCCCGAUGCCCUGUGGCGUCCAGAUGACGAGAAUCUGCCACAUCGAACGGCUGGCGAGGAGUGUGGAGUACCUGGCCUCAAGGGAUGCUACCAUCAUGGGCAGUCGAAAUGGACACGCCCCCAUCUAUCUUUGGUAUACGCUGAGUCGCAAAGGGUACCGGGGGCUCGAGAGAGAGGUAGCGGCCUGCUUGACCAAUGCCCGGUUCCUGUACCGUCGGCUGAGGGAAGAGAAGGUUGGGGCCAUGCUCAACUCCUUGAGCAGCACUGUUGUGUUCGAGAGACCACGGGAAGAGGCGUUUGUGCGCAAGUGGCAGCUUGCUUGUCAGGGGAAGAUUGCUCACGUUGUUGUCGUGCCAAGCGUCACAAUGAACAAGCUGGAGGCAUUCUUCAGAGAGCUGCUCGCUAGCAGAAAGAAGUUCUUCGGCGAUGGCGUCGUCGUUCCGCCGUGCAUUGCCGAGGACUUGGGUGCGGCCCACUGUGAAUGUCCCGACUGUCGUGCAUCUCGAGAGGGCGCUGAAACACAGCCAGCGGGCCCAGCAGGCCCAGCUCCGCUAGGAAAGAGCCACAAAACGGGACUGUCACAGUGGCCCUGUGGUACGCCAUAGGACCAUAGCGCUUCGCCGUA
Chara braunii is the source of this 1845-nucleotide messenger RNA. The record is from the annotation of a GenBank genome assembly. NCBI's taxonomy places the organism in Eukaryota, Viridiplantae, Streptophyta, Charophyceae, Charales, Characeae.